Molecule: messenger RNA, 945 nt
Organism: Sus scrofa (pig)
Lineage: Eukaryota; Metazoa; Chordata; Mammalia; Artiodactyla; Suidae
Product: olfactory receptor 11H6-like
Biological process (GO): G protein-coupled receptor signaling pathway
Cellular component (GO): membrane
Molecular function (GO): olfactory receptor activity; G protein-coupled receptor activity
Source: RefSeq, a predicted model, not a curated record
AUGAUGACCUCUAAGGCCAGAAAUUCUUCCCACAAUGUGAGUGAGUUCAUCCUCUUGGGCUUCCCUUGCCGCUGGGAAAUACAGCUCUUCCUCUUUUCCAUAUUCUUUAUAACUUACAUCCUGACCCUCCUUGGAAACAUGGCCAUCGUGUGUGCAGUGCGUUGGGACCACCAGCUCCAUACCCCGAUGUACAUUCUGCUGGCCAACUUCUCCUUCCUGGAGAUCUGCUACGUCAACUCUGAUGUACCCAACAUGCUGGCCAACUUCCUCUCCCAGACCAAAACCAUCUCCUUUGCUCAAUGCCUCCUCCAGUUGUACUUCUUCUUCUCACUGGGCACAACAGAAUGCUUAUUUCUCUCCACCAUGGCCUAUGACCGGUUCCUGGCAAUCUGCCGCCCCCUGCACUACCCUACCAUCAUGACUACUAAGUUCUGUAGCAGCCUGGUCGCCUUUUGCUGGGUGUAUGGUUUCCUCUGGUUCCUGAUCCCAGGGAUACUGGUUACUCAGCUACCAUUUUGUGGCCCAAAUGUGAUUGAUGACUUUCUGUGUGACCUGGGACCUCUGCUGGCCCUGGCUUCAGCAUGUGUCCCAAUCCCAGGGACUGUUCUCAUAUGUGGCACCAUGAGCUCCCUCCUCAUUUUUGCCACCUUUUUCUACAUUACUGGAUCCUACACCCUGGUGCUGAAGGCCGUAAUACAGGUGCCCUCAUUUGCUGGCCGGAAGAAGGCCUUCUCUACCUGCUCCUCACAUCUGGCCGUUGUGUUUCUUUUCUACGGUUCUGUCAUGAUGACAUAUGUGAGCCCAGGGUCAGGACAAGCAGAGGGCAUGCAGAAGUUCACAACUUUGUUCUACUCAGUUUUGACUCCUUUUUUCAACCCCAUGAUCUAUAGCCUCCGGAAUAAAGAAAUGAAAGAUGCCUUGAAGAAAGUUCUAGGAGCUUCCUAA